Passer domesticus (house sparrow) is the source of this 8646-nucleotide messenger RNA. It is a transcript of the gene ARL11, whose product is annotated as ADP ribosylation factor like GTPase 11. Gene Ontology annotation, cellular component: plasma membrane; cytoplasm. Gene Ontology annotation, molecular function: GTP binding; GTPase activity. The coding region runs from base 4412 to 5017 and encodes 201 amino acids. The transcript has a single exon. The record is from RefSeq and is a predicted model, not a curated record. Gene Ontology annotation, biological process: vesicle-mediated transport; intracellular protein transport. Lineage: Eukaryota; Metazoa; Chordata; Aves; Passeriformes; Passeridae.
GACAAGAACCUCUUGGGAACUGUGACAUGGCAUCAGCAGGUGAGUUUUUGUGCUUUCCAGCUAGACUCAUUUCCUACUGUAAAGAGUUAACUUUGGAAAGCACAAAGGUGAUAGCCUAUCUGCUGCCAGUUAUGCUACCAAAAACCAUUUUUCUUCACCAAAUGUUUGUCCCAGGAAAUGAGGUGAAAACAAGGACCACAGGAUGAGCUGGACAGCAAUGCCCUAUUUCCAACCCCAGCAGGAGUGCCCUGGAGAUACCAACACCUCUCAGAGUGCUUGAUGGACACCUGAAGGACAAGUGCUUAACAUCUACUGUGUCUUUUGCUUCAUGAGUCUUGUCAUUCUGAACUUUAGGGUGUUGAUUCAACUUUAAGCCAUCACGUCUUGUCAAGAGACAUCACUGCAGGCAGGCUUUUCUAGGGCAUGUCGCAGCCUGUGGCUCUCUUGUGUAACUUUCAGACUAUGCUAAGCCACGUUUCAAGCCUCUGGGAGUUUGUCUCUGCUGGGAGGAAGCAGCUUGCCUUCAGCUGCCAGCUCUCACAGCUACCCACUGACCCUGAUGGAACAGGCAGCUUCCUGGGCACGUGCCAAGUGAACUGGCACGAGCCUGUUAGCAGGAGUGAGUUUCCUGCAGGCACACCAAAAUCAGGGACGAGCAAGAGGAAUGGAGCAGGCUGCAGGAAAGAAAAAAGCCAAACUUCUCUAAGUCUGAACCAUCACAUUUGGCUUUGCUGUGGUUUUAGCCUCUAGCCCUGGCUAGGUCAAAUCCAGUGAUCCCAGCAGGUGCACAAGGAACUCUCACAGGCCAAAGUCCCCUUCAAGGUGACUGCCAGCAGUGGACAGGUGGGCUCUGCAGGUCAAGAUAUCCACCUGUGUCCAGGCCUCCUUCAGCUCCCAGCCGGCUUUCUCACCAGCUGCUGCUCUGAACAUGCCCUCCAUGGGUGGUGCUUUCAUGUAUGAUCUAGUGAGGAGAUCCUGCAGGAAACACAGGCAGGGCUGGGUGCACGGUGGCUUUGGUGGCCUUUCUCAGGGACAGAAGCACGUCUGGAUGGGGAAGCACACUCUGCCUUUGCUGGACUGAGAUGUGCUUGUUGUUCCAAGCAGAUGCCAUUUGGAUGCACACUCACAAAAAGGAGCAGAACUACAGCUGCUAUUCCUGGCUCUGUGAAGGGUUGUCUCCCUGGAGCUGCCCUCCAAAGAGGUGGCAGAGGUUGGAACAAAUGUGAGUUAAUAUAGUGAUCAGGACAAAAAUCCCUGUAAUUGGAAUAUUUGCGGCAUGGGAAGGAGGUGGAGAUUCUCUCCUAUAUUGCUAGUACUGAUUAUUGCUUUUUUUUGGGGGGAUGUAUACCUAGGAAGCAGAGAAAUACAUGCCUAAAAAACCAGUAAACAUAUAAAUGGACUGAAAUUCUGUGACACUAUAAAUGGAAUUAGCAUUGCUUCUGAGAAUUCAGGGACAUGACACACAAGACAAGAACAUUUAUUCUGUCCACAGAAGACACAGCUUGAAUAGAGGCUGUCCUUGUCUCUGAACACAAUGUCUGAAUUAUUUAGUACCUGGCCUUUCUGUUCCAGCAAUAGAUGCACUCAGAACUCAUGUUGUCUGCUUUUACUUUCUUUUCUUUCAUUCUUUCUUAAACAGACUUGUAAUUGCUAUGUAUUAUUUAUUGGAAAUACUAUGCCUUUGUAACAUAGCUGUGGGCGGAACAGGCUCUGUGGGCACAGUUUGCACCCUGUAUUUGGAAUAAUUGUCAGGAAGAAAGAAAAUAGGUUCAAUACAUAGGUUAUAAGCAUGUGAAAAAAUAAAAAGAACAUAGAGUUUCCUCUAUUUGCCCAUGAAUUACUGUAUUCUGUGCCAUAGAAAACCUGAAGGGAAUCAUCAGUAAAACUGUGCUUAGUUGCAUCCUUUAUUCUGGCUUUAUUUCUUCUUUUUCCUUUUCCCUUUUCCUCUUUUCUUUUCCCUUUUCCUCUUUCCCUUUCCCUUUUCCUUUCUUUUUGUUUUUUUCAGAAGUAGCCUUCUUCUGUAGCAUGUGAGUGAGUGAUGCAAAGACUCCAUCACAUCAUAUUUCAAAUGCCUAAUUAUUCACUGAAUGGUAGAGUCUCUACCCCUGCUUCCCAUACCUGCAUUAAUUUACUUGAAGGAAAUUGUGGUACUGUGAAUGUCUGGUCAGAUGAAACAGAUGUGUCUCACCACUGCCUGCCAAGUCUCAGAGAGGAUGAGCAGCAGCAAAGGCAGGAGAAAUAUGAAAAGAUCAAGACACAAUUCACUUGACCCCCUGUUAUGUCUAAAAAUACCAACUAUCCUGAUCUUAAAGAACAAUGAAGUAUGGGAAGGUUAUUCCAAAAUGGUGAGCAAGCAGAUCAAGGAUUUAUUUUAAAAAGUGAAGAACAUGGACAAAAGGAUAACCCUCAGGCAGCAACACACACUGAAGGGCCAGAAUCCACUGUGCAUUACAGUUCUCUUUUCUUAUCCACAUCUAUGGAGCUUUCUGCCAAAUUUGUACUUACAGACUGGUUUGAGAAAAGAUCACAUGUGAACAUCUGCUGCACAAUUUUAUUGUCGAAUCCUGAGAAAAAAGGCUGAUGAAAGUCCUGAUCACCGUGUUCCAAUAUUUAAAGGGUGGUUACAAAGAAAAUGGAGAAUCCCUUUUUACAAUGGGUCUAUGGAAAAAAAUGAGCAGUAAUGGGUACAAUUUACUCCUGGGGAGAUUCUGAUUGUGCACAAGGGGAUAACUUUUCACAAUGAGAACAAUCCACCAUUGGAAUAAUCUCCCCAGGGAAGUGGUGUGUUCCCCAGCACCUGGGGACACUUAAGAUUUGGCUGAAGAGAGUGCUGAUCUUCUUUUGGACCGUGCUUUUGCCUUGAAAGGUUGGUUGGACCAGGUGAUCCAUGAGGUCCUUCCAACCUGGUAUUCCACAAUUGCUAAAACCCAUCUUACACAUCCACAAGCUGCAUAAAUCUUGGGGAGGCUCUGGUGCCAACCAGCUCUGUGGGUUAACAAUGGGAGAGACAUUUAUCACAGAGCUAUCUUGCAAAACAUGGCCUGUUUUGCACUCCUUGCAAUCCCAUACAGCCUAAGUGGGCUGGACUCCUUGUGUUCUUUUUUUUUUUUACUCAUGCAUCUUCCUUUCUGUAAAAGAUGGAAAACUGAAGUGUCUUGCCCCCAGAGGAAGAAAUAUGCCUCUCAGUGACCAACUGAGCAGACAGUCCUUUCCAUGUGCUGUGCUGGACUUCAUCCCCAGCAAUGCUUGUGACGUGGAGCUGUCAUGUGGAGAUUAUUGCUGAGGAAACUGCAUCUCCCAAGAUGUGUUAAAAAUCCCCCUGUGGGCCCAGGGAAGCAGGGGUGACUCCCGUUUCUUUCUCAGAUAAAGGUGCUAGAGAGCAGCUCUGCUUUGCUGCUGUGAGGUGAGCUCUGCACACCUCUGAGCAGCCUCUCAGGAGCAAAACCCAGCCAAUAAAGAAGGGAAAUAAAUCCUGGCUUUGCUGGGGCUCUGCUGGCUGCCGUCAGCUGCUUUUGCACAAGUGACUCCGGGAGUUGUUGCAGCAGCACAUUUUUACCUCUGGCAUGUAAAGUGCAAGGGGUGCUGUCUUAUUAAACAGUUUUCUGUUCUUUUAGGGGAUUUUUGUACCCCCUCAGCCACAGAGGACUGACUUCACUUCGCUUAAAAAAGUUAAAAUGUCGUAAAUACUUCGAUGUAAAGAAUUUUACGGAUUUUUGCCCCAGGAAUGGCAUUUUGAUUCGUUGUAUUUCAGUAAGACUUUAAAAAACAUGCUUGCGUGCAUUUUUUUAAAUUGCUGCUGUUACCAUUCGCACAAAAGCUAGUAAAAGCUGAUGAUACAGUGAUUUGUUUUGUACUUUUUAACGUAGGACUGGCAGAAAAAUCGUCUUGUUGCUCAAGAGGCUUUAAAUCCCCACCCUUGAGCUGUGAUUCAGCAAAUUCCUGGAGUAACCCUGGUCUGAAGCCCGGGUUCCUCCUUGUCCUGUCCUGCCGGGGGUGGAUUUCUCCUGUACAAGCCAAUGAACAGAAGCUCAUUUAUUUAUGUAUGUGGUGAGGAGGAAACUUACUCCACAGUCUCCCCACCUCUUCCUGCAAAAUGUUAGCUCUCUUUCGCACCAUUCCCUUCGGGUCCUGAAUGAAAAGAAGCGAGCAGCAGCGGAGCCGGGGUGCAGAGGCUGCUGUUGUGAACAUCACUCCCCGGCUCUGCCGCACACCUCAGAAAUAAUCGCUCUCACCUCAUCUGAGCUACAGGGAGAAGCAAAAGCCGCCUGCCCGCAUCUUUCUUCAGCAAACCUAGGGUGCUCUUUCGGAGAGGCAGGACUGAGCCCUCUGUUAAUGACUGACAUCAUCGAGGAAACACGCUUGCUUGCUAUUUUGUUUUGUCUGCAUUUCCCCCGCCACCGGCAGUAUCCUGAUGGGGAAGCUGAUCUCCAAAGGCUGGCGGAAAAGAGAUGCCCGAGUUAUCAUGCUGGGGCUGGACUUUGCCGGCAAAUCCACCCUGCUGUACAAACUGAAGAGCGGCCAGGCUGUGGAGACCUGCCCCACGGUGGGAUUCAACGUGGAGGCUCUGAAAACACCCUGCGGCGUCUCCUUCACGCUCUGGGAUGUGGGCGGGCAGGACAGCCUGCGGGCCAGCUGGCCUAACUACCUGGAGGACAUCAACACCCUCAUCUUCGUGCUCGACAGCACGGACACGGCCCGGCUGGCCGAAGCCAUGGCCGCGCUGGAGGAGGCCCUGAGGCACCCCGGCAUGGCUGGCGUCCCUGUGCUGCUGCUGGCCAACAAGCAGGACGCGCCGGGAGCGCUGGCUCCUGCCGAGCUGGGGGAGAGGCUGCGCCUGGGCGGGCUGGCGAGGCACCGCUGGGUGCUCCGGGGCUGCAGCGCCCACACGGGCCAGGGCCUGCACGAGGUCCUGGCCAUCCUGGGAAUGCUGCUGCGGGGCUCCGAGCACAGCCCCCUGUCCCAGGAGCAGCCCCUGACGGGGCUGGCAGAGAGGAGGCAAGCUCCGGAGCAAACCUGAACCUCACACGGACCCUUCCCGCUCACGGCUGCCAGCGGCUUUGCCACGGGGGAUUCCAGCCGCCAGGCACCCCGACAGGGAGCAGAGCUGCAGCUGGCACACUGUGAAACACCCAGCUCCUCACCACCACAACUCACCGGGAGGAUCUCUCAGCAAAACUCCCAUCAUGGAGCGGUUUUGGCCGCAUCUCUUGGACUCUCAUCUCUGGCUGCAGCUUGUCCCGCUGUCCCCACGUUCCAAUCAUCCGCUGCACUUGUGGGUCCAGAGGUUCAGCAAGGAUGCUUUUUAACAUUUACGAAUUUUAACAGAGAUGUGUGCAAGGAACAGAUGUUUUCUCCAUUCUGCAGCUCUCAGCCCAGAUACAUCUAUCCGGAUGGGAUGAUCCUCACACAGGGGGAGCUUGGAUUGCCCCAUGCUGCUCCUCUCUCAGCAUGGAUCACAUGUUCCUUGGAACACAGGAAAACACUGAAAGGAAUGGUUGAAUGGAGCAGUGUAACUCAGGACAUCAAAUGGCCAAUAAACUAAUUGGUUUUAGCGUGGCAUCUCCUGGUAUAAUAAUCUUUAAGCCAUGGAAGCAAGCUGGGAUUUGAUGGUGUUAAGCACUUUGAGGAUGUGUGUUUAUUAAUUUAUGCAUUUCUUGUAAUGGUUCUUUCUUUCUCCAUUCAUCAUUUUAUCAAAGAAUUAUUUAAUGAAAACGGUCCCUCAUUUUCCUUGGAUUAUGUUUAAAUACAAAGAAAUCAGACAUGACUUUAAGAUGCUUGGAAAUACGUCAUCAUGGCUAGUCAACCUCUAAAUAUCCUCAUGGUGGCCUGAAGAAUCAAGACAAAACCCUGUCUCAGACUUUUGAAACUGCAUGAGACCACUCCACAUGCAUUGGUUGGUAACCAUGGGCACCUCUGGGCACAGGCAGCUUGGUGACCAAAGGGCUCUUCACACUCAGCUGUGUUCAGGGCAAAUGAAAACACCCAUGGCAGCUCACAACAGGACCAGGUCCCAUGUGGCAGUGAUGGUCUUUGUCCAAUCCUGCUCAACCUACCAUUGGAAAGACCUAUAAAAUGUGUAUCCAAGAUUCUGUGAUCCAGAGUUAAAAUAUUUCAUAGUAGUCCCUGCUUCUUUAUGAAAUGACUGGGGGAAGGGGAGGGAUAGGAUACAACAUUUUAAUUUCUAUUUUCCAUUUCUGUUUCUAUUCAGAAAUCAGCUGCUUUCAAAGAAGAGAAUACUCAGCCUAGAAACCCCAAGGAGAAAUGCAUGGCAAAAUCCUCCUCUGUUCAUACCAGAGCAUUUCACAGUUGUUAAGGAAUUAAUUGUCCAGCUGCUCCUGGUGCUGUUAUUAGCUGCACUUCAUAGAAGGCAGCAGCUGGAAUAGAGUUCUCAAACAGUCAUGAAGAAACAGAAUCAGACAUUUAUAGGAAAGUCUCAAUAAAAGAAACCUUCCCAGCUGUUUUAGCUGCAUUAAUGUAGAACUACUACGUGCUAUAAAACAGUGCUGCAACAUCGAUGUGGCCUAAGCAGUCACAGUUAUGAGAGUAUUCAAAGAGCACUGAACCAUAUGAUUAAUUCCAUGACCUGUGUGCAUGGUGAGGAGGACAAAAUCACAUCUCAAAGUCUUUGCAGGUGACAUUAGCUGGUUGAUCUACCUCCAGCUUGUUGCAGGUGAUUGGUUUUUGUUUCUAGCACGCAAGGCUCCAACAUAUCUGUUGGCCAUUUAGGACGUGAGUUCUAGAGGCACAACACAAAAGGCUCUGUGCUACAUUGCCAUGCCAAAAAAGUUGUCCUAGUUGAGUUUGCUGGUGUUUUGGGCUUGUGUCUCAUGUGGCACAAAACAGAGAAUUGUGCAUCAAGGUAAAUUCAAGAGAGAUGGAAAGGCUGUUGUGGUGACGUCUUACUCCUAAGUGCCCCUUGAUGUCUGCUGGUAGUAAAAAGAGGAACUGAAACCUUCCCAUUUUCCUCUGAGUGUUUUCUAAGCUCUUUAAGAAGAUAAAAAAUAGGAUUUUCUGGCAGCAAAUAGAGGUAACCACUAGCCUUUGGCAGACAUCACCAAUUAAAAAUGAAAACAGCAAGGUGGGAGGUGGGGAAGAAAGGGCGAUGGGAAUCCUGAGGGUCUGAAACUGAUGAAGCAACAUUCCAGUUACUGAAAUUGUUCUCACUUCCCCCGAAGCAGUAAUUUGGCAAAACACCCCAUCUCAUGUGGCAUCAUGUGAUUUACCACCCUUGUUUUCUGGACACUCAGUCACAUUACUCAGCCCAUUUAUGCCAUUGUUCAGAGACUGCCAGAGCAAUGAUGGGUCAUAAUUUUUGAAAUAGCAACACAGGGUUUACUUCUAAUGAUUUCUCUUUUCUCCUGUGUUGGACAGUUGUUAAAACAAGUCAGUCUAAUGAGCACUGCACUGCUCUAAUCAAAGGCUUGCAGGACACUCACCCAACAGCACUUAAAUGUUUCGGUGUCAAAACUCCUGCCUGGUUCCAAGGCAGUCUGCAGGAAGCAGCCAGCGCCAGGGAGGGAAGUUUGUUACCUCUUUCCUGGCAAUUCUGCAGGAGAGCCCCUGCCACAUGGAGUGACGUUAAUCCCUAAAACAUCUCUCCUCAUGGAUUCCAGCCAGGAGAGCACCCUCAGACUUAGGUUCCAUCUUCCUGGGCAUGUGAUAGGUGUCACAGUCUCGGCACUGAUUUCUAAAAAUAACACAGCUUCUCUCUGGAUAGCAGGUAAAAGAAAAAUCCUUAGAACUUUGCUUCAGGUUCCUCACAAAUUUGAAGCAUCCUUCCAGUUAUUUGUCCCAGAGCCCACUCUGGUUGCUCAAGACCCUUUUUUAGAAACUUUGCUGGAUGCACUGUGGUGUGUAUUAACCUUUACAGGGACAUCCCCAGGAUCCAUAAUGGUGCAUUAACCUUCCCAGCCACCCCUCCACUGGGAUGAGCCGUACAGGUAAUCAUCCACCCUUGCUUGGAGCUGUCACAGCAGCCUCCCUGCCCAGGCCUGUUAGCAAUUCCAGCCCCUGGGCCUCCCAUCCCAUCUCUGCUCUGCAGGGAUCACUGCAGUGCGAGUUAGCACCAUGUCUUGCUGUUGUUUCAAGGACACCAAGACACUUCAUUGCUCUUUCACACUGUUGAUGAAGGGACAUAGCUUAUUCCUCACUGAUUUACUAACUUUUCUGUGGGACUGGUUGUUAAAGCCACUUCCUGAGUAUGAACCCAGGACAGAUUUAUCUUUUCAUUCUUAUCAAGAAGUUUUCCAUCCACCUCCAGAGAGCAGGAAAGCAGCAAACUGGAGGGGGAAAAACCCACAAACAACCAAGAUUAAAGCCAGGAAGGACGAUUCAUCUUUCCCUCUUCACCAGCACAGGAAGGGUGACUCACCUUUUCCCUGCUCUCUUCACAGCUUCCAUUUUUCAACCAGUCCGUGACACAAAGCAGUUUCUACUUGCACAGUAGCUGAUUUCUGCUGCUGGCAUUGUUGCUUUAUUUUCAGAUGGAGCUACGUGCCAUUUGUCCUGCAGUUCCUUGGAGCUUCCCUGAUGGGUUUCAGUAUUUCAGUAUCAGAGGGGAACCAUGAGAUCCCAGGGCUGCAGGGUGAGGGCACAGACAGUAGCCAAAAGUAUUUAAGGAAGGAACAGGCAGGCACAGGGUGCAUG